Styela clava is the source of this 1484-nucleotide messenger RNA. NCBI's taxonomy places the organism in Eukaryota, Metazoa, Chordata, Ascidiacea, Stolidobranchia, Styelidae. The record is from RefSeq and is a predicted model, not a curated record.
UUAAAAACGAGACUAUACAAGAUGAAACAGCAAUGCAUAUUUUGUAUGUUAUUUCUGGCUUCUAUAUAUUCUAAUGGCAAAGGUUCUAUUGAAAGUCUUUGUCAACCUGAAUCACCAAGCAUCCCUGAUUACGGAAAGGUUUGGUGCAAUAAUUCAAACAGACCAAAUUCUGUAUGUAUCUUCGCAUGUGAACCGUAUCAUACAUUAGUUGGUGCAAAUAAGAGUGAAUGUGUUGAAACGAUCAGCGGGGCAAGUUGGACAAAAGCUAAUAUUGAGUGCAAACCUGACCAAUGUGAACCGGUGAUAAAUUCACUACCAAACGGAGUGGUCACGUGUUCUCACGGAAGCAAGGUGAGAUCAGUUUGUCACUACAAAUGCAUAACACCUGGAACUAGCAUGUUCUUGGGUAUGAAAAAUACGAAUCGCUGUUUACCUUCGAAGAAAUGGGAUGUGAAACCACCAUGCUGUCAAGCACCAUGUCCAUCAAGAGCUAAGAUGGAUGCUGUUAUCAUGUUGGAUUCAUCUUCGUCUUUGGGCGCGGGCAAUUGGCAAAUUGUGUUUAACUUUGUUCAAAAAUUUGUCAGAGCAUUUCCAAUAUCUGAGAAUUUGACGCGGUUUGCCAUGUUUCGGUACAACAAGCAAAUUGACGAAAAGUCUGUCUCUCAUUUGGAGGAUUAUGAUCGCUUGCUAGACGGAUUACUGUACAGAAUGAAUUCAAUGGCAUAUAAUGGAAGGGGUACAUGGUCCGGAAGGGCUCUACAAUAUGCAGAAGAAAAAAUAUUGAAAUCAGCAGCGAAUCGACCUGAUGCAAGAGAUCUCGUUAUUUUGCUGACCGAUGGAAGAUCCCAUGACGAUGUCGCGGGUCCAGCAAAUAAGAUUAGGCAAAUGGGAAGAACGAUUAUUGUGAUAGCAAUCCCGCCACCAAAAGGAGCUUCAUCUCUGGAUACACUUCACGAUAUUGCCGGAGAGUCUUCAAAUUUAAUCGAAAUCGACGGAUACUGGGGGCUGGACGAUGAACUUUUGCGGCUGCUCAUAAAUAAAAUUUGCAACGAAAUAUGCAUAAAUACUAAUCUUAGAGAAUGAAGCAGUCAGAAUCUUUGUUGUGUUGUAUAAUUUGGUCAACUGGACAUGCUAUUUCUAAUUCAUAGCAGAUAAUAUUUCAUAUAUUUGUUUAAAUGCAAAAUACGUGAACAAGGUUCAAUGGACAGAGUCAUUGUAACCACUUAUAUACACACGUUGUCGUAUCAAAUCUGUGUACCUUUGCCCCAAUAUUCUUUUCUACUCGCGAAUAUUUGUGUUCCAACCAUAUUUUCCUUCAUUUUUUUUAAUAAAUAUAUUUGUUAGAAAUCAAGGCAGAGCACAUAUUGCAACUAAAUCUUAGUUAUGGACGCAACGAUUUUACAAGUCAUUGCAAGGUCUAAUUAUAUCUCAUUUUUGCCUUGGUUGGUCAUCUUCUUACAUGGAUUUAAUGAAAAUACAGUACG